This is a messenger RNA of Humulus lupulus (European hop), 1211 nucleotides long. RefSeq names its product alpha carbonic anhydrase 7-like. The record is from RefSeq and is a predicted model, not a curated record. The transcript has 6 exons. NCBI's taxonomy places the organism in Eukaryota, Viridiplantae, Streptophyta, Magnoliopsida, Rosales, Cannabaceae. Gene Ontology annotation, molecular function: carbonate dehydratase activity; zinc ion binding. The coding region runs from base 76 to 918 and encodes 280 amino acids.
CCUAACCCUCAAAACAAAAACAAACUAUCUCUUGCCUCAUAGAUCACCUCAACCUAGCUAGAAUUAAGCUUAAAAAUGGAGAAGCUUGUUAUAAACAAAGUGAUCUUGUCAUGCUUCUUGUACGUUUUUCUUGCACUGCAUUUCAGUCCAGCUGCAUCUCAGGAAGUCGAGGACACAAGAGAGUUUGCGUAUGAGUCAUGGAGCAUGAGGGGACCGGCCCGAUGGGGAAUGAUUCGGCCGGAGUGGAGAAUGUGCAGCAAUGGGACAAUGCAGUCUCCCAUCGAGCUUUUAGACCAGAGAGUUAGACUUGUCUCAUCUUUAGGGAGGCUUAAGAGUAGGUACAUACCUUCCAAUGCCACCCUUCGAAACAGGGGUCAUGAUAUGAUGCUGAAAUGGACUUCGAACACAGCUGGAUUUGUUGAACUAAACAGAACUCGGUAUUACUUGCAACAAAGCCACUGGCACUCACCCUCGGAACACACCAUGAAUGGCAAGAGGUUCGAUCUUGAGCUUCACUUGGUUCACCAAAGCCUAUCUGGACAACUCGCUGUCAUUGGAAUUAUGUAUCAGAUCGGAGCUGCUGAUUCAUUUUUAACAUCGAUGGAGGGUCAUUUAAUGCAUGCCAUUUCCAAUCGAACAUAUCAAGAAAGGAGUGUUGGGGUGGUUGAUCCGAGCCUAAUCAAAUUUGGAAGCAGAAGAUAUUACAAAUACAUUGGCUCUCUCACAGUUCCUCCUUGCACUCAAAAUGUUAUUUGGCUCGUUGUAAGAGAGGUACGCACUGUAGCGAGAGGACAAGUGAGCUUGCUCCAUGUUGCUGUCAACGAUGGUUCGGAUACUAAUGCUAGACCGAUACAGCAUGUUCACGGGCGCACCUUGGAGUUAUAUACCAACGAGGACGUCAUAUAUAGGCGGAAUUAAAUGCAUAAAUAUAUAAAUAUAUUAUUAUUAUUAUUAUAUCAGCAUUUAUGUAUUUUUAUUUUUUGGGAAAUAUUAUAUCAGCAUUUAUUUAUUUUUGAGAAAUAAAUAUAUCACAUAUAUAGAUAUGUCUAGGACAAUUCUCAUAUAUGGCUGCUACUUUAAUCCUUACAGUUAGGGCUAUGGGAACUUGCCACAUAAGCAGAUGUUGUAAUAGUUAAGCUCAAAUCUCCUGUCAAAAAAUGUUGUCAAUUGGGGUCUAACUUAUGAGAAAAUGAAACCUCAUUUAAUGAGUC